UGAGCGACCCGUUGCCCUGGGGAUGCGCUCCGGGACUUCUGGGCUGCAGCAACCGGCCGGGCCGCUCUAGAGGUCCGCUGGUACAGACGCGGGACUAUGGCCGUGUCCACCAAAGGCCGGGUUAUAUCAGUCGGCGCCUCCGAGGGCUUGUUCGAGGCCGACAAGAACUCAGGGGAGCCGGAGAACACCUAUAUUCUGAGGCCCAUUUUUCAGCAAAGGUUUAGACCCUCUGUGGUUAAAGACUGCAUCCAUGCCGUGCUCAAGGAGGAACUGGCAGUCGCUGAAUAUCUUCCAGAUGAAAUGCCUCAUCUCACAAAACGUCUAUCAGAAAUCAUUAAAGAUAAACUGAAAGAAUUGGGAUAUGACCGGUAUAAAAUGGUGGUGCAAGUGGUGAUUGGCGAGCAGAGGGGUGAAGGCGUCUUCAUGGCUGCUCGAUGCUUCUGGGAUGCAGACACUGACAACUACACUCAUGAUGUCUUCAUGAACGACAGCUUAUUCUGUGUUGUAGCAGUGUUUGGUUGUUUCUACUACUGAAUCUUUGGAAAGGGUGACUGUGAGCAUGAAGAAACCUCGACUUCUGUAUAAUAUCCUGACCAAAUAAAAAUAAGUUGGACCUUGGCACCUAAAA
Messenger RNA from Myodes glareolus (Bank vole), 628 nucleotides. RefSeq names its product dynein light chain Tctex-type 2B (gene Dynlt2b). Gene Ontology annotation, biological process: microtubule-based movement. The record is from RefSeq and is a predicted model, not a curated record. Gene Ontology annotation, cellular component: cytoplasmic dynein complex; cytoplasm. Gene Ontology annotation, molecular function: dynein intermediate chain binding. NCBI's taxonomy places the organism in Eukaryota, Metazoa, Chordata, Mammalia, Rodentia, Cricetidae.